Messenger RNA from Neurospora crassa OR74A, 1644 nucleotides. RefSeq lists its product as hypothetical. Bases 137 to 1447 code for a protein of 436 amino acids. The record is from RefSeq and is a predicted model, not a curated record. NCBI's taxonomy places the organism in Eukaryota, Fungi, Ascomycota, Sordariomycetes, Sordariales, Sordariaceae. The transcript has a single exon.
GCAACCUCCUUGCCCAUUUUGGCAUCCUUCCAGGGCGCCUCUUUCUCAGACAUAACCUCACCUCCACGCUUCAGAUCCAAGCGUUGUUUCCCCGACAGUUUUCCUCAACACCAGCCAAACAACGAAGGAAUACACGAUGACGACGUUAACCGAAUUUCACCUCUUUCGCUACUUCCCGGAGGAGAUAAGGUUCAUGAUCUGGACCCUCGCCCUUCGACCACUUGAUCGCCCAGGCGUUCACAUUUUCGACGUCGUGGAGACAAUCACACAACUGGACCGCGAGAACCAUCCUCACCUUCCACGACUGAUUGGGCCGGGGUACAGUGAUCUAUGGGGUCUAUUUGUCCCUCCAUCUUUGCUACCCCAACCAACAUGGACACCUCCACUGAAUUACCGUUGCAGUUGGGUGUCUUCUUUAUCUACCUACGUGGUUCCCGGGAAUGUCAACCUCAGGGCCAUGACGCCUCAUUCCUAUGCCUUUGCAUCGCCAUUAUCCAGCAGGAAAAAGCCGGACGUCUGCUCAACAUAUCUCCUAGACGGCGGACUGUGGACCGCUUGCAAGGAGUCACGCAGGGCCAUCCAACAGGCUUUUGGCUCCCGCAAAUUGAACAAGCCCUUUACCACGGCCUUGUAUCGAGGCAACGACUCCAGACGCCGCCAUGCUUUCACCGUGUUCCAGGGACGAGACCUCUUCAUCUAUCGACCAAUCCACAAGGAUCGCCAAGGCUUUCUCGCUCCUGGAUGGGAGCCAGCUACCAUCUUCAAGCCCGUUUCCAGAUGGGGACGAGUUCUCUGUGGCGAACCGAACAGACUCCGGGGACAUUACCAGCCCAACUACCGCCAGCUGGAUAAGCUGGGCCAUUACCAGGAUCAUAUGGCCAUCGAAUGGGAUUCAUCCUGGGUUUUCGAUGAUGCUGCGUUCGAGGAACUCACGAGGGGUCUGAUAUCUACCUCGCUGCAACGGGGUCGUAUCUGGUUUGUUGACUAUGGGCUCAGGCCGAUAAGCGAGAACUUUGCGCUCAGCAACCUCGACGUGGCGUGGAAAAAGAAGAAGGGGGGAACGAGCGAGGUCUUUGAGGAUGCGCAAGGGGGUCGUUAUGUGGAGGUGUAUUUUAGCAAAAUCCGUCUCGAUCUACACACGGGCGAGCGCAUAAGCAGCGAGAUUUUUGAUGGUACAGGGUUUUUUGUGUCCCCGGACGGAAGUCUGAAGAUAUUGGAGCCGUUGCUUCGGAGAGACCUGCCGGAGUUGUUGGCGGAGAGAUUGAGGUUAUCGGGAGAGGGCAUUGGUGGUGAAAAGAACUGGGCGCAGUGGGGGAUCCUCGCGUACCUGCCUCCGGGGUUUGAGGAAGGCAAACAACGGCCGAAUGCAUCGCCCAGAACAGGAAGGCAAGAAACUGUAAAGGAGAGGAUGGAGCGCCUUGGGCCGCGCUUCUGGUUGCUGGGUUAAUUGGCUGAAGGAAGCGGUCAUGGCGAGCGGGAGCAGGAAGCAGUGGCUGUGUUGAAGUGAUAGACUUCCCCAUCUGCUUAUGUCAUCCGUUUUUCUGGGUAUUUGCACUAACAGCUGACCACAAUGUUUCCCCAUGUUUAAGAUGGUGCUCUAUCUUAGUGCGUCAUUUGCUCAAAUUCAAGGCUGUCAGUCACCUC